GUGAUUUUUUGGAUUUUGGAUUUUGGAGCACUUUCCUCGAGUCAACAAUAAUGGCAACACGACAAUUGAAGGCAAUUGCACGCCUCCAUUCUGCAAAAUUACUGCUGCCCCGGAUUCGUACCCCUGUCUAUGGAUCUUCCGUACCAAAUUGCGCAUUACAUACCAGCGCUCGGACACCACAAGCUCAACCUGUUUCUGCAGGCAAACACAGUUCCGCGUUCAGCCAGGGUCAAUCUACUAGCCACAUAUACGAUGUAGUUAUAGUAGGUGGUGGGGUUGCUGGAACAGCCCUAGCAUGCUCUUUGGCUAGUAAACCCGAAUUUCACUCCAAAAAAAUCGCAUUGAUUGAGGCUUUUGACUUGGCGCCUGUCAAAAACUGGACGCCUUCAGAAAAUGUAUAUUCAAAUAGAGUUGUGUCGUUGACACCUUCAUCUGUUAGUCUGCUUAAAGAUAUCGACGUUUGGCGGCACUUACACCAGGAUCGUAUUAAACCAUAUGAUGAUAUGCAAGUUUGGGACGCUAUAUCCGGAGCAAGGGUCGAAUUCAACACGUCCAUGUUAGGGCAAGGGUCUGCAGAUAUACCCAUUGCAUGGAUGAUAGAGAACGUGCACUUGCAAAAUGGCAUUCUUGCCAGUGUCGCUGAGCACAACUCAAAAGGCGCAAAGAUGGAAAUAAUCGAGAAAAUUAAGGUCUCCAAUAUAUCAUAUGAAAAGAACACGGAUGACAGCGCAACCGGAUUCGAUUUAUCGGAUUGGCCCACCGUUGAACUUAGUAAUGGCCAAAAGCUGAAAACCAGAUUGUUGGUUGGUGCAGAUGGUGCCAAUUCCCCUGUACGAAAUUUCGCGAACAUCAAUUCUCUCGGAUGGGACUACGAUACACAUGCAGUUGUGGCCACCCUUGAUAUGGAUCCGCUCAGAAGCAAUGAUACUGCAUGGCAGAGAUUUCUCCCUACCGGCCCUAUUGCCAUCCUUCCUCUUAAAAAUGGUGUAUCGUCAAUGGUAUGGUCAACCAAACCACAUUUGGCUGCGGCCAUCAAAGCCUUACCGGAAGACAGCUUUUGCCAUCUUGUAAAUGCAGCACUCCGUCUAUCGACAGCUGACCUGAAAUUUCUGUACCAAGAGUUGGUGGAAAAUCCCGAGUCUUUUGGAAGUCUUAUUAAGGAGGAAUUAACAUGGAGGGAGAGCGUCAAACUGAAGUCCAAGACGGAUUCUGAAAUGAGGGAAAUUGAAUUUUCAGUGCCUCCUAACGUUGUGGGAGUACAAAAAAACAGCCGUGCAGGUUUCCCUUUGCGACUGAGAAAUGCUGAAAGGUAUAUCGCAGAUAGAGUCGCACUUGUUGGUGAUGCAGCACAUACCAUACAUCCACUUGCUGGGCAGGGCCUUAACCAAGGCUUAUUAGAUGUUCAAAAGCUCUCUGAAGUGUUGAAAAUGGGUGUGAGAAAUGGGGAAGACAUAGGUCAUAUACAUCUCUUGAGUCACUACGCUUCCAACAGGUACGGUCGCAAUGUUGCUAUGCUGAGUGCUUGUGACAAGAUACAUCGUUUGUUCGGCACGGAGCUUGCUCCAAUAGUGUGGGCAAGGUCGUUUGGAUUCAAUGCUGUUAAUGCAUUCGAACCAGUUAAGGCCGAAAUCAUGAAGUACGCUAUGGGUCUCGAACAAUCCACAAGCGACGUUAAAAGAAGUACUGAUCAUAAUUAGUAUUGCGCACCAUAGAAAAUAAAAUACAAUAUUUUA
Molecule: messenger RNA, 1733 nt
Organism: Umbelopsis ramanniana AG
Lineage: Eukaryota; Fungi; Mucoromycota; Umbelopsidomycetes; Umbelopsidales; Umbelopsidaceae
Exons: 8
Coding region: 51-1697 (548 amino acids)
Biological process (GO): ubiquinone biosynthetic process
Cellular component (GO): mitochondrion
Molecular function (GO): FAD binding; 2-octaprenyl-6-methoxyphenol hydroxylase activity; oxidoreductase activity, acting on paired donors, with incorporation or reduction of molecular oxygen, NAD(P)H as one donor, and incorporation of one atom of oxygen
Source: RefSeq, a predicted model, not a curated record